UAAAUGUGAUUAUAGGUUUCUAUGACAACAGUAGAUGUUGAUUGUUGUUAAGUGUUAAGGUUUCGUUUGGUCUGUUUGUGAAAGUUAAUCUGAAUAUUAAUUGAAAAUGGCAAGUGAAGUGGAAGAAACUAUGAAAAGAAUCCAGUCCCACAAGGGUGUUUUUGGUACUAUAGUGGUAAACAGUGAAGGUAUUCCCAUCAGAACCUCACUGGACAACACAGCUUCAGUGCAGUAUGCUGGUCUCAUCAGUCAGUUGGCAGAUAAGGCACGUAGUGUGGUGCGCGACUUGGAUCCCACCAAUGAUCUCACAUUCUUACGCAUACGCUCUAAGAAGAACGAGAUAAUGGUUGCACCUGAUAAAGAAUUCAUCUUGAUUGUAAUCCAGAAUCCAACCGACUGAACCAGUAACAGCUGAGCUCAUUAUUGUGUUAAUGCCACUAAUUGUUACUGCCAUUGCAGUGAAAUUGAAGGUGCAAAGAAUAUGUUAUUUUUUUAUUGUAAAUGUUUUUUGCAAUUUUUAGUUAUGAAAUGUAACACAUAUUUGUAUAAUUGGAAUGUAAUUAAUAUUGUGCACAACUAAUAUACAUGUCUGAUUUCUAAGUUAUUAUUUUCAAAAUUAAUGCCGCACAACUAUUUAAAUUAGAGAGUAAAUAAAUAUGUAUAAUGUUUUUAUGUCUUAAUUUUAUAUUGCUUAAGUAUGAGAAGUAAUAAGUGAAAUUGCAUCUUUAUAUCUUAUUGUGAUUCUAAAAUUUAAGAAUCAGUGUAAAUUAUGUUAAUUUAUUCUUGUAAUAAAUAUGUUAAUGAAUUAUAUAGCUAGAUUAUUUAUAAUGAGAAAUAAAUUAUUUCUGUAUUAAAUAACAUUAACUUGGGCUAGUAUUAAAUUUUUCAUAUUUUGUUGGGGGUUUUUUUAUCUAAUGUUAGUUGCCAGUGGGUUAGGCAUACAUUGUUAAUAAUUUAUCCAAAGUGAACAUAUGUUCAUCAUAUGUGAUUUUUAAUUUUAUUCAGAAUGUAGGUACUGUAUUUACCUGAAAAGAGGCUUUGAGGUUUUAUUAAUAAUAUUCAUUCACAAAAGCUUGGUUCAGUUGGCAAGAUACAUCAAGUAUAUCAAUAACAGAAAAAACAUCUUACAAACCUGUAGUAUAAGCUGUUUGGUAUACUGAGUAGUCAUUUUGUAUUUUUUGAUUCAUUUGUAUUAAAUAAACCAACCUAACCUUAGUUACUAUACAUGAAAGUGUGCUUGCAUGAGAAUAUGUCAAACACUAUGAAAUCCAAUUAUGGCUUGUUUUAAUAUCUGUAUGCAUGCAUUAUUAAAAUAAAAAGAUGUAGCUUUGUGCAAGAGUAUAUAUCAUUUUAUUAAUGGAAGGUACUUAGUACAUAAUAAUUAUCAUGUGGGGGUAGUUCAAUCUGACAUUUACAUAUCCUGGAUAUGAAUUGAUGGUAGAACUUGUGUAAAUUUUGUAUGACAGAUGUGUUGAUGUACAGUUUGUUUUAUUAUCCAAGUAACCUUUGGGGUUUAUUUGUGGUUGAUAUUAAUUCAGUUUUCCUUAAAGAUUCUAUCAGCUACUUAGACUUCUUAGAGUCAAGGUUUUAUUAUCUUAUAUUUUAACCAAUUUCAUUAUCAUUUUUAUUUUUUAUGAAUAUUGUACAUAUGUCACUUAGAUACAUAAAAUUACUUAAAUUGUGGCAUGUAUUUCAUUUUCUGUGUCAACAUGAGAAACUGUGUUUUGGAACUUUGUAGUGAAAAAAUAAUUGAUUUAAUUUCUAUAUUGUUCUACCACAAUUCACCUUAAAUUGUCAGUGAUUUAUUAUUAAAAUACUAUUAAUAUGGAUAAUAAAAUCAAUAUUCCAA
Bacillus rossius redtenbacheri is the source of this 1849-nucleotide messenger RNA. RefSeq names its product dynein light chain roadblock-type 2 (gene robl). The record is from RefSeq and is a predicted model, not a curated record. NCBI's taxonomy places the organism in Eukaryota, Metazoa, Arthropoda, Insecta, Phasmatodea, Bacillidae. Gene Ontology annotation, cellular component: cytoplasmic dynein complex; centrosome; cytoplasm. Bases 107 to 400 code for a protein of 97 amino acids. Gene Ontology annotation, biological process: microtubule-based movement. The transcript is spliced from 4 exons. Gene Ontology annotation, molecular function: dynein intermediate chain binding.